AUGAUGUUCAAAGUGGAUUUAGUAUGUGCAGGCAAUGGGAAUCCCUGGGAUGAUCACAGUCUUGGGCAAGUUGUGGGGAUUGUGAUUUCCUACACUUCUACUAACGUAUAUACUUUACGUUUUCUUUAUGUAAAGGACAACAUUCAACAAAUGUCUGAAGAACAUGGCAAUUGUACUGAUGGUGAAAACUCUGAAAUGAUCCUACUGGAAUAUCCAACUGAGUUCCUCACUGCAGUGCGUGGGGUUCGUCAUCGCUUUAUUGGCUCAUUUGCGCCCAUCAAGUCUUUAACAUUUGUGACCAACAAGGCCACAUAUGGACCCUUUGGUCAACCACGUAGUGUUCAGCAUGAUAUUGAUUUUGGAUUCAAAAUUUCGGCAAAUGUACCCAGGAAUUGGAUUAGUGGAUUUUAUGGUACUGUUUACCGGGGCUACAUCGAAGGUCUUGGAGUUUACGUACAGUCACCGACUACUAGCCAGCCUGAUGAGUCUAUACGACAGUGGAAGCCUGAAUUGUAG
Messenger RNA from Ipomoea triloba (trilobed morning glory), 516 nucleotides. RefSeq names its product inactive protein RESTRICTED TEV MOVEMENT 1-like. The coding region runs from base 1 to 516 and encodes 171 amino acids. NCBI's taxonomy places the organism in Eukaryota, Viridiplantae, Streptophyta, Magnoliopsida, Solanales, Convolvulaceae. The transcript has 2 exons. The record is from RefSeq and is a predicted model, not a curated record.